UUGCAACUUGUCUCAAUGUUUUCAAAAGAUAACUAUAGGCAAAAAAAAAUCAAAUUCUUGCCAAUAGUCGUGCAAAAUAGAAAUAAAGACUGAGUGGUAAUCAUCAGAACAUGUAGCGUACGCCGUAUUAGCCAUUCAAUAUUAUUCAAGUAACUGUAGAGCUUGUUUUAAAAGUGAAAGAUAGAAAUCUAUAAUUCAAAGUAGGAAACUAUCACCGAUUUCUCUAAUGCACUCUACCUCGACUGUUUUGUUUUUAUCCUUUUUUUCCAGACUCGUAUGCUAGCUAACACGAAUGUUGCUUGGUUCUAUUAUUUGGUUCAAAAUUAGCUUCUAGCUCUUGGAAAUAUCCCCUUCUAAUUUCUUACCCAAAAAGCAGUAAAAAUGGUGCAUCAUGUUAGAUAGUUAUCAACAUCAAGGGCUAAAUGUACCUGAUGAAUGACCGACGGAUGCUGAAACGUGAGUGGAUUCAAACUUAGAGACAGCUAAAUGUCUACCUCGAAUGACGUCAGCGAGCAUCUUCUGGACUCAAGUACGAACCUUUUCACUUCUGACAAUAGCUCAGCGGGGCCAUCUAAUUAUCAAGCACAACUACCCAUUUCGGCUUCAGCUAACUUAACUUCUGCUGCCAGAGAAUCACUCCAAAUGACAAUACCGUUGGCAUCUUCACAUAUCAACCAAGACAGAAUUGGGGGUAUGGGGAAUUUGCGGGGUAUGAUGCGGGUAACGGGAUCUCCGACAGUUCCUCCGGCUUUUCCGUUCCUGUCAGCCGUGGACUCGUUGACUUCUGUAUCGCCUAUUUUGCAGUCAUUGUUCUCGAGGAUAGAAGCGGAGUUUCAGAAUUUGACGCAAGAGAAUCAAAGACUGCAAAGUGAAAACACGAGACUCGUACAAAAAAUGAAUCAAAUGCAGCAACAGCAGUUUAAUUCUUCCGAUAUCAACUCAAAUAACAACAAUAACGCCAACUUCUGUUUACCAACUGGACAUCCGAAUGCCAAUGUGUACUCAGACGAGAACAAUCUCGAACCGAUUUCGAGUCGGUCAGCCCACGUGACAACUGAAUCGUGCACUCCAGUGUCGAAUGUAGUUGUGAGCAAUAAUAACAUGAGUCAUACGAGCAGUGUCUUGCCCCAGGUGGCGCCUUCUAUGCCAAACAGCGCCGCCUUGACAUCCUCAGCCGACCAGAAAUCAAAACUGAGAGUCGUACAAAAAAUGAAUCAAAUGCAGCAACAGCAGUUUAAUUCUUCCGAUAUCAACUCAAAUAACAACAAUAACGCCAACUUCUGUUUACCAACUGGACAUCCGAAUGCCAAUGUGUACUCAGACGAGAACAAUCUCGAACCGAUUUCGAGUCGGUCAUCCCACGUGACAACUGAAUCGUGCACUCCAGUGUCGAAUGUAGUUGUGAGCAAUAAUAACAUGAGUCAUACGAGCAGUGUCUUGCCCCAGGUGGCGCCUUCUAUGCCAAACAGCGCCGCCUUGACAUCCUCAGCCGACCAGAAAUCAAAACUGAGAGGUACGUAUAAAACCGAAUUAUACGACCUGCGCAAGACGAAGUCAAUUGCGGUCGGAAUUACCAUUUUCUUUUCGUUAGUAAGAAAGUUGUGA
Molecule: messenger RNA, 1605 nt
Organism: Symsagittifera roscoffensis
Lineage: Eukaryota; Metazoa; Xenacoelomorpha; Acoela; Convolutidae
Product: serum factor response D-like
Exons: 3
Coding region: 487-1605 (372 amino acids)
Source: RefSeq, a predicted model, not a curated record